CUCCUCUUCCACCUCCUCCUCAAUCGUAGAAUGGCUACUCCACAAGAGUUAGACAUUCUCACAAAGUCUUUCACAGGAUUUGGAGUUGAUGAGAAGUCAAUAACAAGAAUAUUGGGGAAAUGGAAGCCGGAGGAAAGGGAAUCCUUUAGGAAGGGAUCUCCCAACUUCUUUAAACAAGAUGAUCGUCUCUUUGAAAAAUGGAAUGCUGACCAUAUUGCCCUCCUCAAACGUGAAUUCUCUCGUUUCAAGAAUGCAGUGGUUUUGUGGACAAUGCAUCCUUGGGAAAGAGAUGCUCGUCUGGCAAAGGACUAUUUGAUUAAGGAGAACCGAUCUUGUGAUGUUCUGAUUGAGAUCGCUUGCACCAGAUCAUCGGAAGAGCUUUUGGGGGCGAGGAAGGCCUACCACUCCCUCUUUGAUCACUCCCUCGAGGAAGAUGUUGCUUCUCAUAUCCACAGCACCAACCGCAAUUUUUUUGUAGCACUGGUGAGUGCCUACCGAUACGAGGGUUCGAAGGUGAACGAUGAGGUUGCAAAAUCAGAAGCUAAGAUCCUCUGUAACGCCAUUAAGAAUGCCAAUACGAAGAACCCGGUCGAGGAGGAGGAAGUAGUAAGGAUACUAUCAACUAGGAGCAAGGCCCAUUUGAAAGCAAUCUAUAAACACUACAAGGAAAUGUUUUCCAAGACACUUGAUGAGGAUUUGGAGCAUGGAUCAAGCUUAAAAGAAGCAGUUAUGUGCCUUUGCACUCCUCAAGCAUAUUAUAGCAAGGUAUUGAAUGCUUCACUGAAGAGUGGUGCAGAUGAGAAAACAAAAGUUGCACUUACUAGAGUGGUUGUAACCAGAGGUGAUUCUAACAUGAAAGAGAUCAAAGAGGAGUACCAUAAGGAACAUGGAGUUUCCCUCUCUCAGAAAAUCGAAGAGACAACUCAUGGGAACUACAAGGACUUCUUGCUUUCCUUGAUUGAAAGGGGAGAGUAAUUUAAAGAAAAUAA
Messenger RNA from Telopea speciosissima, 989 nucleotides. Its product is annotated as annexin D4-like. Gene Ontology annotation, cellular component: cytoplasm. The transcript is spliced from 6 exons. NCBI's taxonomy places the organism in Eukaryota, Viridiplantae, Streptophyta, Magnoliopsida, Proteales, Proteaceae. The record is from RefSeq and is a predicted model, not a curated record. Bases 31 to 975 code for a protein of 314 amino acids. Gene Ontology annotation, molecular function: calcium-dependent phospholipid binding; calcium ion binding.